AUGGUGAAUUGGGUGGAAGCACAGAAGCCCAUCUUGCACUGGCUGGUGCGGGGUGCGGGGCUGCGCCAGCAGACCAUCGAGAUCGAGCCCGGCACUGUCAUCAGCAUGUGGGUUCCCAAGGAGAAGGUCAUGGCCGCCAAGAAGAAGGCCACCAACAAAGAAGUAGUUCCUGACCUGAGUAGCGAUGGCAGCAGGGACGAGGAGGAAGACAAGAGGAAGAAGAAGAAGAAGCAGCGAGGCAAAGAGAAGGAGAAGCCGGCGGUGGUACUGGUGCACGGAUUCGCAGCGGAAGGGAUCGUCACGUGGCAGUUCCAGUUCGGGGUGCUGGUGAACCAGUACGAGGUGUACAUCCCCGACCUGUUCUUCUUCGGGGAGUCGACCACCGCCGCCGCCGACCGCUCCCCGGCCUUCCAGGCUGAGUGCCUGGCCGCGGCGCUCGACAAGCUCAGCGUGCGGCGGUGCACCGCCGUGGGGUUCAGCUACGGAGGGAUGGUGGCGUUCAAGAUGGCGGAGCUGCGACCGGACCUGGUGCGCUCGCUGGUCGUCUCCGGCUCCGUCUUCGCCAUGACGGACUCCAUCAGCAGGGCGACGCUGGACCAGCUCGGCUUCGCCUCCUCCUCGGAGCUCCUCUUGCCGGAGUCCAUCAAGGGCCUCAAGGCCCUGCUCUCCGUCUCCAUGCACAAGAAGCUAUGGUUCCCGGACUUCCUCUACAAGGACUACCUCGAGGUGAUGUUUAGCAAUCGGAAGGAGAGGGCAGAACUGCUCGAGGGUUUGGUGAUCAGCAACAAAGAUGCGAAGGUUCCCUCUUUGGAUCAGGUAUGUGUGCAGAGGAUACUCUUGUUGUGGGGAGAGAAUGACAACAUAUUCAACCUAGAGCUUGCCAAGGACAUGAAAGAACAACUGGGCGAGAAGACCAUACUACAAAGCAUAAAGAAAGCAGGGCAUCUUCUUCAUGUUGAGAGGCCCUGCGCUUACAAUCGCCACCUCAAGAAAUUCCUUGCACUCGUAAAAGAUGAAGGCACCGAGAAAUGAUCAAGUUCAAAUGUCCUUUAUUCAAUUAUAAGUUUGUGGACCAGCAUUACUAUUUAUUUCUAUCAUUGCAUUGAAUAAACCAUGUUCUUGUGCUUUCCAGUUAUAUUUCAUAGUUAGUUCCAUUGUUAUUCUGUUGA
Messenger RNA from Musa acuminata AAA Group (dessert banana), 1169 nucleotides. RefSeq lists its product as uncharacterized. The transcript is spliced from 4 exons. Gene Ontology annotation, molecular function: catalytic activity. The coding region runs from base 1 to 1032 and encodes 343 amino acids. The record is from RefSeq and is a predicted model, not a curated record. NCBI's taxonomy places the organism in Eukaryota, Viridiplantae, Streptophyta, Magnoliopsida, Zingiberales, Musaceae.